UGUGUGUGUGUGUCCUGGCGUUAUCACUUAUCUGGAAGGGCGUUGCAGCCAUCCACCAUAUCAUAUCUCCAACCUCUAGGCGUCACCACCUUUUACUUGUCCACCCUACUCGCGGCAGCAGGCGUCGUCCCCUCCAAACGAUCCUCCAUCAUUCACCUCAUCUGUGCUUUCCUCAAGACAGGACUGCUGCCACGCCACUGACACCCUCAUAGGUUUCUGUCAGGGCUCAUACGAUCCCUAUAGGAUCAUCGCAGCCCUACUUCAUCAAGACCAAGACCAGUCGUGAAUUUAGGCCUACACAGAUCAGGCCAGAGUCCAGGCUGCCAACCUGCUUGGCACCCACCACACUGACCAGCUUCCCUGAGGGUCCGUGCAGGACAGGCUGUGGCGUGUGCUGCCAGGAGCAUUGCUGCAGUGGAGACUGUGAGGCUGGUCAGCAGCAUGAGUGGCCAGCAGCAGCAGCAGCAGCAGCAGUCUGCCUCAGCAGAAGGAUUGGGACACGGGUUGACGGUCACGUGUAGGUGAGUCGCGGCACAGGAAGGGGCGGUGCACCAGAGAACCAGUCAGCACCCGGCCAGCUGUUCUUUAUAAGACCCGCCAGCUGCCGUCACCCAUUUCUGCUCCAACAACUGAAUUGUGCGGUGCUGCGGCUGCUGUGUGACUUACUGCGCCCAGUUGUCAGUGCUCUGGGCAAGAAUGUAUAUGCUAGCUGUAGUGGUGGUGUGUCUGGUGGCAGGGGCCAGCUCUGCCCCUGCGGCUGAUGAGAUAAGACACCUGCCAGGACUGAACCAUGACAUCGCCUUCAAGCAUUACAGUGGAUACUUGUCUGGUGCCCCUGGAAAGCAUCUGCAUUAUUGGUUUGUGGAGUCUUCCCGAGACCCUGUGGCUGACCCAGUGGUGCUGUGGAUGAAUGGCGGGCCAGGCUGCUCCUCCAUGGAGGGCCUGCUAGCAGAGCUGGGACCCUACCUGGUCAACCCUGAUGGCAAGACCCUGAAGGAGAACCCCUAUGGCUGGAAUGUUAUGGCAAAUGUGUUAUUCCUUGAGGCGCCAGCUUGUGUUGGGUUAUCUUAUGAUGACAAUAAUAACUGUGAGACUGGUGACGAUGAGACAUCCCUGUCUAAUUACUUGGCUCUUCAGGACUUCUUCCAAAACAAGUUCCCUGAGUACCGAAACAACAGCUUCUUUAUCACUGGAGAGUCCUAUGGAGGUAUAUAUGUACCCACCUUGGCUGUGAGGGUCCUCAAGGGAAAGGAUACAUUCCCCAUCAACCUGCAGGGCUAUGCUGUAGGCAAUGGUUUGUCCAGCUAUGAGCUCAAUGAUGACUCCAUCAUUUUCUUUGGUUACUACCACGGCCUCUUCGGGGAUGACCUUUGGGUUCGCCUGGUGGAACACUGCUGCAGUGGUGGCCGCGCUUCCAGGCAAACCUGCAACUUCUCCAACUCCAAGUGGCCGAUGUGUGCCCUGGCGGUUGAAAAGGCCUCUGACAUCAUCUACAAUGAGGGACUGAACAUGUACAACCUGUAUGAUAACUGCCCCCACACAUCAGCUGGCAGUUUUUCACGCCAUGAAGCUUUUCUCUCCAACAUUAUGAGAAAACACCACUUCCAUAAGACCAUGAUGAUGAAAGCAAAGAGCAAUAAGAAUGUGAAGCUGGACCCUCCCUGCACUAACGGAACAAACCUGCUCAAUUACCUCAAUACCCCUGAGGUGCGCACGGCUCUCCACAUCCCCCUGGAUGUUGGAAAAUUUGAACUAUGCAAUGAUGAGGUGAAUUUCAAGUACAAACGUGAAUACUCCACCAUGAAGCCCCAGUAUCAGUACCUGACGAGCCAAGUGCGGGGACUCAUCUACAACGGAGACAUUGACAUGGCCUGCAACUUCUUAGGAGACGAGUGGUUUGUGGAGAGCCUGGGCCUGCAGGUGAAGGAAGGACGCAGGAUGUGGCACCAGGGAGGGCAGGUGGCAGGCUUUGUGAAGCGUUUUGCCAAUCUGGACCUGGUGACUGUGCGAGGAGCCGGACACAUGGUGCCGGAGGACAAGCCAGCACCAGCUCUCAAGAUGAUCACCUCUUUCAUAUUCCAGAAGCCUUACUAGGAAGGUGACCUGCAAUUGUCUUGUGAUACUUUUAUUUAAAUGAUACUUUAAGGAUACCUUCACUGUGGUAAUUCUUCUUAAUAUAGUACAGUAGAAAGGAUAUGAAAUAAUCAUCUAAAGAAAGAAAACAUGUAAUUUGAAAACCAUUGCCAACUGCUGAUGUUGUUCUGUGUUUCUACACAAUGUUAAGAGAUGAACACCCAUUAUGAAUGCUUCAUGCCAGUAAUGAACAAAUGUAUGAAUAAAAGAAUCUCUGGGAAAAGGAUAAA
This is a messenger RNA of Scylla paramamosain (green mud crab), 2363 nucleotides long. RefSeq names its product lysosomal protective protein-like. Lineage: Eukaryota; Metazoa; Arthropoda; Malacostraca; Decapoda; Portunidae. The transcript is spliced from 12 exons. The record is from RefSeq and is a predicted model, not a curated record. Bases 697 to 2094 code for a protein of 465 amino acids. Gene Ontology annotation, molecular function: serine-type carboxypeptidase activity. Gene Ontology annotation, biological process: proteolysis.